Molecule: messenger RNA, 3653 nt
Organism: Arabidopsis arenosa
Lineage: Eukaryota; Viridiplantae; Streptophyta; Magnoliopsida; Brassicales; Brassicaceae
Source: the annotation of a GenBank genome assembly
AAUUUUGAGAUUUCAAUCGGUGAUCGGAGCAGAUCUCGGAUUGAAUUAUGUUGUACGGAUAGAUUUAUGAAGUGAUUGCUAUCGGAGAUUUAGGAUUCUGAUUUUCACGCUAUUGAAAUUUGUAGAAGUCAUCCAAUUAGCAUUGGUCAUGGAUACACACACGCUAAAAUCUGUCUCGGAUUUGCCUGGAAAUUUCCGUUCAGCUUUUAGUUUCAGAUACUUCAACUCGUUGCAGAGCGAGUGUUUUCCACUGUGCUUCCACUCCGAUAUCAACAUGGUUAUUUCAGCGCCAACGGGAAGUGGUAAAACCGUACUUUUUGAGCUAUGCAUUUUAAGGCUCCUCUCCAAGUCCAUAUCUAAGGAAGGAAUGUUUCUCCAUGCUAAAGGAGCUCUUAAAACAGUUUACAUAUCUCCGUCCAAGGCUUUAGUUCAGGAGAAGCUGCGUGAUUGGAAUCAAAAGUUUAAUUCAUGGGGAAUCAGUUGUUUGGAGCUGACAGGUGAUAAUGAAAACUACAGCACAAGGAAUAUACAAGACGCAGAUAUAAUCUUGACUACACCUGAGAAAUUUGAUGCAGUGAGCCGUUAUCGCGUUACCAGUGGAGGCUUAGGUUUCUUCAGUGAUAUUGCGCUUGUGCUCAUUGAUGAAGUUCACCUACUGAAUGAUCCGCGUGGAGCUGCUCUUGAGGCAAUAGUCAGUAGAAUAAAGAUUCUUUCUAGCAAUCAUGAACUAAGGUCAAGUCCUCUAGCCUCCGUGCGUCUUCUGGCUGUCUCAGCUACUAUCCCAAACAUUGAGGAUUUAGCUGAAUGGCUCAAGGUUCCUACUGCAGGAAUUAAGAGGUUUGGCGAAGAAAUGAGACCUGUUAAGUUGACAACUAAAGUUUUUGGUUAUGCUGCUGCCAAGAAUGACUUCCUCUUUGAAAAGGUAUACAGUUUCUGCAUCUUGGAUUUAGAUAGCCUUAGCCUCUCUUGUUGUAACUUAUACUACGCUGCUGAGGAAAUCUUUGAAUUUUCAGACAUUUUAAUGCAAUACUCAAAAGGAAAAUCUGCCUUAGUUUUCUGCUCGACACGAAAAGGCGCUCAAGAGGCUGCACAAAAGCUUGCUCAGACUGCAAUGACCUAUGGUUACUCAAAUCCAUUUAUUAAAAGCAGAGAACAGCUGGAAAGAUUAAGGGAGGCUUCGCCAAUGUGCAGUGACAAACAAAUGCAAUCAUAUAUCCUCCAAGGCGUUGGUUAUCACAAUGGUGGACUUUGCCAAAAGGACCGCAGCCUCGUAGAAGGGCUCUUCCUUAAUGGAGAUAUCCAAGUUAUCUGCACGACCAACACUCUUGCCCAUGGAAUCAACCUGCCUGCACAUACAGUCGUCAUAAAAUCAACUCAACAUUUCAACAAGGAAAAAGGUCACUACAUGGAAUAUGAUCGUUCCACACUACUACAGAUGUGUGGCAGGGCUGGUCGGCCUCCAUUUGAUGACACGGGAAUGGUUAUUAUUAUGACCAGAAGAGAGACGGUCCAUCUGUAUGAGAAUCUCUUGAAUGGAUGUGAGGUUGUUGAAUCACAAUUGCUGCCAUGCUUAAUAGAGCACCUAACCGCAGAAAUAGUUCAACUUACUAUCUCUGACAUUACACGGGCAAUUGAGUGGAUGAAGUGCUCAUACCUGUAUGUCAGAAUGAAAAAGAAUCCAGAGAAUUAUGCUAUUAAGAAAGGAAUUCCGAAAGAUCAAGUAGAGAAGCAUUUGCAAGAGCUUUGCCUUCAGAAGAUCAAUGAGCUUUCACAAUAUCAGAUGAUCUGGACUGACACAGAUGGUUUUGUUUUGAAACCAGAAGAGCCCGGAAGGCUGAUGACAAAGUAUUAUCUAAAGUUUGACACAAUGAAGUACAUUAUUAAUGCGCCAACGGGCUAUAGCUUGGAUGAGGCUCUUCAUAUUGUGUGUCGUGCGGAAGAGAUAUCUUGGAUACAGCUCAGACGCAAUGAGAAGAAGACCUUAAAUGAUGUAAAUGCAGAUAAAGAAGGGCGGCUCAGAUUCCACAUCAACGAUAAUAAAAGAAAGCGGAAAAAACGCAUCCAAACCAGAGAAGAGAAACUAUUUGUGCUUGCAAAUGAUUGGUUGACUGGGGAUCCUUCAGUCCAUGAUUUAUCCAUGACUCAGGAUGCUAACUCUAUUUGCUCGAAUGGAUCCAGAAUAGCGAGAUGCAUGAAAGAGUACUUUAUAUACAAAAAGAAUUAUAAAGGAACGAUUAGCUCAACUCUUCUGGCAAAAUCACUCUAUCAAAAGCUGUGGGACGACAGUCCAUAUUUGCUGAAACAAUUGCCUGGCAUUGGAAUGGUUACUGCAAAGGCACUUCAUUCAAUGGGAGUCAGGUCAUUUGAAGCUCUUUCUGAAGCUGAUCCACGAAGGAUAGAGAUUGUUACCGGUCGAAAAUAUCCUUUCGGAAAUACCAUCAAGGAGUCUCUAUCAUCCCUACCUCCAAAAGUUGAAAUCAAGGUCCAGGAAGUUGACUGCCAGAAGCAAGGGAUAACUAAAUUAGCAGUCACAUUGACACGGCUAUCACAACCUCUCCAAUCCACAAAACGCCAUUAUGCUGACAUGAUUGUUGGUUCAGAGGAAGAGAAUCGUAUUCACUUUCAUGAGAAAAUAAGAAUGGAGGACUUCUCCAGUCCGUAUAACGUAACCAUACUCCUGGAAAGGCCUCAUCAACAAGCAAAGGUGACUGUGAAGGCUGAUCUCAUCUUCGAAGAAUACAUUGGUAUUGACCUCCAUGAAACACUUCUACUGAAGAGGGAAAACAACAACAAAAUAAAUUACAAAACCGAAAACAGGCUGCCUCACUAUUAUCCUCCUAUGGCGGAUGCCUGCGUAGUAGAUGACAACCCAGUUACAUCUGGACCUUCAAACCGAAAGGAUAAAAAAGAUGAUAUGCCUAGUUUCAAACUCAUAGAUGAGGAUUCAGAAGAAGAGAAAGAGCCCUAUGUGAUGAUGGACGAAGAUGACUGUGUCAUUAUCAAUGAACAUACAGUCUUUGACCACAUACGUGAAAAAGCAAAGUGUUUUCCUUCAUUGAACACUUUGAAUCCAACCACCUCUCCAGGAUCAGGAAAGUCAAUUCUGAAAAGGAAAAGCUUAGUGGAGAAUUCUCCUGAACUGGAUCCUCUAUUUCAGUAUGAUUCUGUCUUUGACUUACCUACAAAUACUAAAGACGUCAAACAAAGCGCACAACAACUUACUAAGCCGGGUUAUGCAAGCUUUGCAGAGAAAACUGAAACAGAAAGGCCAUUCUCAGAUGAAACAAUAUUCAACUACAUAAGGAAAAGGUCCAAGAAUUCCCCGGUCCUCGCCACAUCAAAACUCGAGGAUCCCAUAACCAUUUCUUCUCAAGAAGGAAGAAACGCAGAGAUAAGUCCGUAUAGAGCUUACGGAUUAUUGGUUAGUCCUGCUACUAAAAAGCCAAGGAUCACAUCUGAUGCACCUUCAGAAAUUCUGUCCUUUGAUAUCUCGAUGGUGAAGAGAAGUGGCACGAGCUUAGAGCAGGAUAGAGGAUUCUGCUCGACACUUGCAGGUAAGUCCAAUGUCUCUGAUUCUUUUCUUGGAUUUAAAAGUAUCUUCUCUUUUCUGUGACUUUCCCAUAUACAUACCAAAACAAAACCCAUUGUUGGUG